GAGAGCAGAGAAAUGGACUGCUAUUUGCGUCGCCUCAAACAGGAGCUGAUGUCCAUGAAGGAGGUGGGUGAUGGCUUACAGGAUCAGAUGAACUGCAUGAUGGGAGCGCUGCAAGAACUGAAGCUCCUGCAGGUGCAGACAGCAUUGGAACAGCUGGAGAUCUCUGGAGGAGGUCCUGCCCCAGGCUGCCUUGAAAACCCCUGGACACAGCCUGAGUGCCCCCAAUGGGAGGGUGGCAGAGGUCCUGCCAGGCCUGUGGCCUGCUCCCCCUCCAGCCAGCCCUCUUUUGGUAGCAGCACGAAGUUUCCAUCCCAUAGGAGUGUCUGUGGGAGGGAUUCAGCCCCCCUGCCUGGCACACAGCUGCUGGAGCACCAAAGCUGUGCCCAUCAGGGGCUGGAGCGGGUGGAACCAGACGACUGGACCUCCACGUUGAUGUCCCGGGGCCGGAAUCGACAGCCUCUGGUGUUAGGGGACAAUGUUUUUGCAGACCUGGUAGGGAACUGGUUAGACUUGCCAGAACUGGAGAAGGGUGGGGAGAAGGAUGAGACUGGUGGGGCAGGCGAGUCCAAAGGAGAGAAAGGCCAGCCUCGGGAGCUGGGCCGCAAGUUUACCCUAACAGCAAACAUCUUUAGGAAGUUCUUGCGUAGCGUGCGUCCAGACCGUGACCGGCUGCUGAAGGAGAAACCAGGUUGGGUGACUCCCGCUGUCUCCGAGCCCCGAGCUGGACGCUCCCAGAAGGUCAAGAAGAGGAGCCAUUCCAAGAGCUCUGGACAUUUCCCCUUCCCAGGAACCGGGGAGCCCAGACAAGGGGAAAAUCCCUCCACGAGUUGCCCCAAGGCCCUGGAACCCUCACGCUCAGGCUUUGAUAUUAACACAGCUGUUUGGGUCUGAAUCCUAGAGACAGAAAGUUGACUGAACCCGAAAGGGCCAGGUCCCAGUGCUGGGCCCCUGGGGAGGAGGGCGGGCAAGCAGUAUGGCUUUCAAAAGCCCAACUCCAAGUUCCUUUUCCCCAGAAAGGAGGAAGGAACCAGAGUUCUUAGUGCAGGGCUGAUGGGAGAGGCUGUGGCAGGGGCUGGCUGGCGGGGAAGGUGAGAGUUCCUGGUAAGAAGUGGGGGAGAGGGAGAGGUGUGUGUGUGUGUGUGU
Galeopterus variegatus (Sunda flying lemur) is the source of this 1143-nucleotide messenger RNA. It is a transcript of the gene INKA2, whose product is annotated as family with sequence similarity 212, member B. Gene Ontology annotation, molecular function: protein kinase binding; protein serine/threonine kinase inhibitor activity. NCBI's taxonomy places the organism in Eukaryota, Metazoa, Chordata, Mammalia, Dermoptera, Cynocephalidae. The coding region runs from base 13 to 891 and encodes 292 amino acids. The record is from RefSeq and is a predicted model, not a curated record. The transcript is spliced from 2 exons. Gene Ontology annotation, cellular component: nucleus.